AUGGCUGAUCCUACGUUCAUGACUAGUGGACCAAUUGACUUAAUCCUGGGUUCUCAAAUUUACGCGACAAUUCUCAAAGAGGGUGUAAAGAAAAAUAAACUCCUAUGCGCUCAGAAUACCGAAUUAGGGUGGAUCCUUACAGGAACAACUCCCACUAACAGGAACUCAUCGGAAAGAAAGGCCAUAAGUAUGAUUACUAUGGCAGAAAUCGAUGAGCAGCUAAGAGCAUUUUGGGAAAUGGAUCAAACUAAAAAGUCAAAUAAGAAAAUUAUCCAUCAUUGUGAAAAACACUUCGCUGAAACCCAUACUAGGACUCAGGAUGGACGCUAUGAAGUGAAGCUACCAUUUGAGGAUGAUACAUCAAAGUUGGGUGAUUCCCGGAAACAAGCUAUGGCUCGUUUGGUACAUCUCGAAAAUAAAUUUGCGACUAAUUAG
Molecule: messenger RNA, 435 nt
Organism: Phlebotomus papatasi
Lineage: Eukaryota; Metazoa; Arthropoda; Insecta; Diptera; Psychodidae
Exons: 1
Coding region: 1-435 (144 amino acids)
Source: RefSeq, a predicted model, not a curated record